This is a messenger RNA of Eremothecium cymbalariae DBVPG#7215, 1389 nucleotides long. RefSeq lists its product as uncharacterized. The coding region runs from base 1 to 1389 and encodes 462 amino acids. The transcript has a single exon. The record is from RefSeq and is a predicted model, not a curated record. NCBI's taxonomy places the organism in Eukaryota, Fungi, Ascomycota, Saccharomycetes, Saccharomycetales, Saccharomycetaceae.
AUGGAUGGUAGUGGUAGUUCGAUAAAAGUUCCUGGUAAGAUGGGUACAGGAGGUGGUGGAGGUGUUGAAGGUAAUCAGCUGAUCGUUCAAGAGCCAUCGAAGGCAUCCACCGGGGGCAAGAACAUGAUUGAGGCCGGUUACAAGGUUUCUAAGCCGCUGUCUGGGAAGCGGCAGAGCAUUUCAGGUGUUGUUACAAGUGAUAGUAGUGGAGCUAAGAGGAGAACUCUGCGUUAUGUGUUGGAGAAUCAAGGAGAUGGACCCUCAUUUGAGGCUCAGCUACUGCUGGACAGGAUACCAACGGAGUUACCUCCGGAUGCGGAGUUUCAACAAAAGCUUGCGCUAUGCCAGGAUGGGACUUUGCUACUGAACUUGGCGAUGGCGUUCUAUCAACCGUUAGAGCAGGUAGAAACGGUCAAAAGUUUGUUUCUAUUCCGAGAUUAUUUUUUUAAUCACGAGGGAUCAUACAAUUUUACAUUCAAUCAGUUUGUUAGGAUAUAUCCAAUAAUAUCGUGUCUGAUGGUUAAAUCCAAGGGCCAGCGUGAAAAGGUGAAAUGUCCCAAGGCGUUUGUUUCGGAGUCUCGAUGUCGAAUGGACACUUCUCAUAGAGCUAGAAAUGAAAAGACGAGGUCCAAGAAACCUAAACUUGAAUGCGAUUGCAAGGUUAACUACCGCAUUGAAAUUGACAUGGAGGAGCGUCAGGUUACAAUGCUUGUUAAGGGACUUCACACCCACCCUCUCUCGAACGUUUUAUCCUUUAAAAUGUCCGCCUUCUUGGUAAACAUCCUUGAUGAUCUCUGCAGGAAGGGCUACAAAAACGUCAACCAGAUCCAAUCUCUUAUGAAAAAGAGCUUAGAGCCUUACGAUUGGGACUCCAUCGGUUUCUCCCAUAUGCUUGCAACGAGAUCCCACUUCACAAACAGAAUUGCCAAGUUCCACCCCCCUAACGGCCUCGCAAAGGGUUUCGAACCCGGCACAAUCGUCAUCACCCAGUUCGAACCCAACGAACACACCGAAGCUAAUGAAGAAGGCGAUACCAACACGAACACCACCAGCAACAGAAAUUCAAAUAACAACCACCGCCAUCACCACGACCACCACGACCACCAUCAAAUCAUAGACAUUCAUAUCCAAGAAUCCCCUUAUCCUCAUAAUCUUUCUUCCGUAUCCCCAACUAAAUCAGACCCUGCCGUACUGCCAGAACUAGAAUGCCUGCAGAAGACAAUCUCGUCAAACCUCUGUAAAAUACAGGAAGCUUCUAGAAAACAUAAACUCAAAGGUGACCUAGAUUGGAUUAGAAAAGUCUCUCAACAACUAACAAACGUCGCAAAGCAAAUCGACGCUUCCCCAACACCACCAGUCCCUGCCUCCCCCCAAAACAACUCAAAAUAA